Acanthoscelides obtectus is the source of this 972-nucleotide messenger RNA. The record is from the annotation of a GenBank genome assembly. Lineage: Eukaryota; Metazoa; Arthropoda; Insecta; Coleoptera; Chrysomelidae.
AUGCUAAAUCAAAAGUUUCAUAUGAAUGCUUCAACUGAAAGUGAACUCAAGGCGUGUCUGUCGGGUCCAGCCUCUCAAAUAUUUGAAAGGAUGUUAAAAGGUCCAUCAACACAAAAAUAUGAUCCUGUCUUAAGAAGCUUUGCAGUGACCCUUGCGUUUUACUCACCUAAGGCAUAUACUUUUGUUAGAAACACAUUUAAUAAAUCUUUACCUGAUUUAAGUACAAUCAGUAAAUGGUAUAAAUCAGUUAAUGGUUCUCCUGGGUUCACACAGGAAGCAUUGGAAAUUCUAAAAAUUCUAAAGCGACAAGCAGAUGCAACGGGUUCACAUGUUCUGUGGAUUUAGAUGAAAUGUCUAUUCGACAACAAAUUGAGUGGACAGGAACCAAAUUCACUUUGUAUGUUGAUACUGGGGCAAAUAUUUAUUCAGAUAUGCUACCUGAAGCAAAGGAUGUGCUUGUAUUUAUGUUGGUAUGUCUUAAUGGAUCAUGGAAAAUUCCUGUUGGCUACUUUUUUUUGGCUGGAUCAGCUGCUGCGAAAAAGGCAGAGUUACUAAAAAAUUGUUUUACCUUUUUAUACGAGUCAGCUUAACCAUUUUGAUAUUUUGCACAUUUUCAAAUCCGUGCAAUGAUCAUUGUCAACUGCUUAUUGUUAACAUAACUUUGUGCUGGUGUGAUAUUCCAUAUUUACAAUUGUUAGGUAUAUUUUUUUGACACAUUUCGUAUUAAGAAUGUCAAGAAACUUUUAUUUUGCAUUGAUUGAUCUCCAUAUAAAAUAUUUUGUAAACCAUCAAAUAAACAUUUUAUUAAGUAGGUAUUUACUGUGUUUUAUUUCUUCCAUAUUGGGGUCUUGUACCUACCACAAAAGACACACAUUUUGCUAUUUUUGUUUACAAUCAUAAAAUGAAAGCACAAUGUGUAAACACACUUCAUUUUUUGCAUUCAUGGCCGAUGAUUAGAUGUAUGAGGAGCGG